This is a messenger RNA of Prunus armeniaca (apricot), 711 nucleotides long. NCBI's taxonomy places the organism in Eukaryota, Viridiplantae, Streptophyta, Magnoliopsida, Rosales, Rosaceae. The record is from the annotation of a GenBank genome assembly.
AUGUUUGGACGCUUGCCAGAAUCUGCUCCAUACAACCCUGAACCCAUUGAAACCAUCCUCCAAGAUGUUCAAGCUCACAUUGUCCCUGGCCUACCACAUUGGCAAAGCCCUAACCACUUUGCCUACUUCCCUGCAACUAUCAGCACCGCAGGGUUCCUCGGCGAAAUGCUCACCACUGGUUUCAAUGUUGUGGGGUUCAAUUGGAUUGCAUCCCCAGCUGCAACUGGGCUUGAAACCAUUGUCAUGGAUUGGCUUGGAGAUAUGCUCAAACUUCCCAACUCUUUCCUCUUCUCUGGCAACAGGGGCGGUGUGUUGCAAGGCACUACUUGUGAGGCCAUUGUUUGUACCAUGGCAGCCGCUAGGGAUAAAAUGCUAAGCCAAAUUGGUAGAGAGAAUAUUGGGAAGCUAGUUGUGUAUGGAUCAGAUCAAACACAUAGCACGCUUCAAAAAGCCUCCCAAAUUGUUGGGAUUCACCCAAAGAAUUUCAGGGCCAUAGAGACCACAAAAUCAACAUCAUUUGCACUUUCACCUGAGGUGCUAAAGUCGAUUGUUUGUUCAGACAUAGAACUUGGGCUUGCUCCAUUGUUUCUUUGUGCCACAAUUGGAACAACUGCAGUAACAGUCGUUGAUCCAUUGGGGCCACUUUGCGACGUGGCAAAAGAACACAGCAUGUGGGUUCAUGUGGACGCUGCAUAUACUGGAAGUGCCUGA